Messenger RNA from Mangifera indica (mango), 1957 nucleotides. RefSeq names its product cytochrome P450 710A1-like. The transcript has a single exon. Lineage: Eukaryota; Viridiplantae; Streptophyta; Magnoliopsida; Sapindales; Anacardiaceae. Gene Ontology annotation, molecular function: monooxygenase activity; oxidoreductase activity, acting on paired donors, with incorporation or reduction of molecular oxygen; heme binding. Gene Ontology annotation, biological process: sterol metabolic process. The record is from RefSeq and is a predicted model, not a curated record. Bases 183 to 1727 code for a protein of 514 amino acids.
GUCGAUUUUGAUCGGUUCUUCAUUUCUUCAAGACCCCCGCCGAACUAUCAAAUCAGAAUUCGCCACGUGAAUUUUAAUAUUCCUCUGCAACUCCUAUAUAUAUUUUUGUUCCUCCAAAACUUACCAACCAGAAACCACUAACACAGUCUCUCUCUCUUUCUCCACCUUACUGUAGCGUUAACAUGGGCUUCCUCUUGCUCUUAUCGUCUCUCACUCCUAGAUCCCUAACCCAAUUCUUCUUCUCUUUCCUUGCUCUUCUAUGGUUGAUUCAUCAGCUCAGUUACUGGAUUAAGAAACGCCACGUUCCAGGGCCCGUCUUUGUGUUGCCUUUCAUUGGCAACGCCAUCCCAUUGGUCCGAAACCCCAGGAAAUUCUGGGAAGAACAAGCUGUUAUUGCUAAGCCUCUUGGGUUCUCUGCCAAUUAUCUUAUUGGGAACUUCAUGCUCUUCAUUCGUAAUGCUGAACUUUCCCAUCGUAUUUUUUCAAAUGUUCGUCCUGACGCCUUCAUGUUGGUGGGUCAUCCGUUUGGGAAGAAGCUUUUCGGUGAACAUAAUCUGAUCUACAUGUUUGGACAAGAUCAUAAAGAUCUCCGUGGUCGUAUUGCUCCGAAUUUCACCGUUAAAGCUCUCUCUACCUACACGUCGUUGCAGCAGAUUAUUAUUCUUAAACACUUGAAAAAAUGGGUUAAAUUAUCGAACUCGGAUGUGUCCCAGACGAAGCAGCUCAUCGUCACUCUUCGUCUUCUUGUUCGUGAUAUGAAUCUCGAAACGUCUCAAACGGUUAUCGUUGGACCUUAUUUGAAUGAGGAAGCCAGGCGCAAAUUCAACUACGAUUAUAAUCUUUUCAACGUCGGGACGAUGAAAUUCCCGGUGGAUCUUCCGGGUUUCGCAUUUCGAAACGCUAGGCUGGCGGUUCAGCGUUUAGUGGACACUUUGACUGUGUGUACUCGACAGAGCAAAGCGAGAAUGGCUAAAGGGGAAGAGCCUUCGUGUUUGAUUGAUUUUUGGAUGCAAGAACACAUCAAAGAGCUGGCCGCCGCAAAGGAAUCGGGUAAACCUCCGCCACCGCACUCCGGAGACCAUGAAAUCGCCGGCCACCUCUUCGACUUCCUCUUCGCAGCUCAAGACGCGUCGACUUCGUCACUCUUGUGGGCCGUUUCACUCCUUGACUCGCACCCCGAAAUCCUGAGCAAAGUUCGUAGCGAAGUUCUUAACUUUUGGUCGCCUGAAUCAGACGAAAUGAUAACGGCCGAUCAGGUGAGGGAGAUGAAGUACACGCAGGCCGUGGCGCGUGAGGUUUUAAGAUAUAGACCACCGGCCACAUUGGUUCCACACAUUGCGAUCAAAGACUUUCCGUUGACCGACUCGUACACCAUCCCGAAGGGCACAAUUGUUUUCCCUUCUGUAUACGAGUCUUCCUUUCAGGGAUUCACCGAACCGGACCGGUUCGACCCUGACCGGUUCAGUGAGGAGAGACGGGAGGACCAGCUGUACAAGAGGAACUUUUUGGUGUUCGGAGCUGGGGCCCACCAGUGUGUGGGCCAGAGGUAUGCAUUGAAUCAUUUAGUGCUCUUCAUCGCGAUGUUUGCCACGUUGAUCGAUUUUACCAGACACAGAACGGACGGCUGUGAUGAGAUCGUGUACAAUCCGACAAUCAUUCCCAAGGACGGGUGUAAGGUCUAUAUCUCUAGACGCUGCUCACGGUAUCCUAAUCUCUCAUUCGAAUGACGAAAACACCCUUGAAAUAAUUAUUUUCGUUGGAAUGGUGGUUACGGAAUUUGGCAUUCUCUUUCGCACGGUGAACGAGGGUGGAUUGGUCAAAGAGCCUUUUUUUUGGUUAAUUUAUCUAUAAUUUUUUCUGUGGGUGUGCAUAGAUUUUGAUGGACGGUUCAAAUAAUUUGGAAAAAAAAAAAGAAAACUUGGUUUGUUAUUAAUAAAUUUGUAACUUUCUUUGUUCA